Molecule: messenger RNA, 4431 nt
Organism: Archocentrus centrarchus (flier cichlid)
Lineage: Eukaryota; Metazoa; Chordata; Actinopteri; Cichliformes; Cichlidae
Gene: thbs4b
Product: thrombospondin 4b
Exons: 22
Coding region: 171-3044 (957 amino acids)
Biological process (GO): cell adhesion
Cellular component (GO): extracellular region
Molecular function (GO): calcium ion binding
Source: RefSeq, a predicted model, not a curated record
UCAAUAAGACUCCUACAAUCCCUUCUUCACACUCACACACACACAAAAAAAACCCAGUCAGCAGCUUCUAUUAGGCUUAACAUGACAGUUUUGCCUCAUUUUUGAUUCAAAGCGGAAGACAAGGACGUUCUCUGCAGGAAUAGGGGAAACUACCACUGUGUUACAUACAUAUGAGUAACUACAGAGAAAAUUGCAGAUCUGGGACCAGUUGGAAGGACAAAAUGAACGUGUGGACAGCCCUCAUUCUGGCCUUGCAGCUGCUAUUAACAAUGUGCUUACACGUGGAAGCACAGGCUUUGGUCUAUGAUCUGCUCACCUCACCUGACUGCCUGCCAGACCUGCUGCAGGGGGGCCUGACCGGGCAAGGGGUGAACGAGGCUUUCAUCCUAACCUCCUUCAAGUUGCAGCCGAAGACCGGAACCACUGUGUUUGGCCUGUACAACCCCAGGGACAACAGCAAGUACUUUGAGUUCACAGUGAUGGGGAAGCUCAAUAGAGCUGUGUUACGCUACCUGCGGAGUGACAAGAGGAUGAGCUCUGUUACGUUCAACAACCUGGUGUUGGCAGAUGGCCAACAACACCGACUGCUGUUCCACCUCAGGGGGCUCCGGCAGCAGGGGUCGGGUGGGGUGGAGCUGCAUCUGGACUGCAGGCUGGUGGAGACAGUCAAUGAUCUCCCCGCUGCCUUCCAGGGUUUGCCAGCAGGCUAUGGUACAGUGGAGCUAAAAACCAUGCAAGCUCGAGAGCAGGAAAGCUUAGACGAACUAAAGCUGGUGGUUGGGGACUCAUUUGAGAAUGUUGCCUCACUACAAGACUGCCAUUUCCAGCAAAGAGACUCAGUUCAGACCCUGGGGGUCAACACAAAGCAGCUGUCCAAUCAAAUGCUGGAGUUAACGAAGGUGAUAAAUGAGCUGAAAGAUGUCCUCAUUCAGCAGGUUAAAGAAACAUCCUUUCUCAGGAAUACCAUCUCAGAGUGUCAGGCCUGUGGUCUGGGUGGUACUGAGGUGGUGAAGCCAAGGUGUGCACCAGGUGUCUGUUUCCGUGACGAUAUGUGUAUAGAAACAGCAGAAGGUGUUGAAUGUGGACCCUGUCCUGAUGGAUACACUGGGGAUGGUUUUAGCUGUGAUGAUGUGGAUGAGUGCCAGUUUAACCCCUGCUUUCCUGGAGUGCGGUGCGUCAACACCGCCCCGGGCUUCCGCUGUGACGCCUGUCCACUGGGCUACACCGGCCUGCCAGUGGAGGGUGUGGGCAUUGUGUACGCUCAGACCAACAAACAGGUCUGUGAUGACAUUGAUGAAUGCAAAGGACCUGACAAUGGAGGCUGCGCUGCAAACUCAAUCUGCCACAACUCUGUGGGCUCCUAUCACUGUGGCAGCUGUAAGUCAGGAUUCACAGGAGAUCAGGUGAAGGGCUGUAAGCCGGAGAUCAGCUGUGGCAACAGCCUGACCAACCCCUGUGAUAUCAAUGCUCAGUGUAUCAUAGAAAGAGACGGAUCCAUCUCUUGUCAGUGUGGAAUCGGCUGGGCCGGAAAUGGAUACCUGUGUGGAAAGGAUACAGACAUUGAUGGAUAUCCAGAUGAGAAACUCAAAUGCAAAGAUCCAAACUGUAGAAAGGAUAACUGUGUCUUUGUUCCUAACUCUGGUCAAGAAGAUGCUGACAGAGAUGGGUAUGGAGAUGCCUGUGAUGAAGAUGCAGAUGGUGAUGGUAUUCUAAAUGAGCAGGACAACUGCAGGUUAAAACCCAACGUGGACCAGAGGAACAGCGAUAAGGACAGCCAUGGCGAUGCCUGUGAUAACUGCCGCAUGGUGGAUAACCACGACCAGAGGGACACUGACGGAGAUGGCAAAGGGGAUGCCUGUGAUGACGACAUGGAUGGAGACGGUCUGAAGAACUUCCUGGACAACUGCCAGCGUGUAAAGAACAGAGACCAGCUGGACCGGGAUGGAGACGGAGUGGGAGACGCCUGCGACAGCUGCCCUGACAUCCCCAAUCCCAAUCAGUCUGAUGUUGAUAAUGACUUGGUUGGAGAUUCCUGUGACACAAACCAAGACAGUGAUGGCGAUGGUCACCAGGAUACCAAGGAUAACUGCCCACUCGUGAUCAAUAGCUCCCAGCUGGACACUGACAAAGACGGGGUGGGUGACGAAUGCGAUGAUGAUGAUGACAAUGAUGGGAUCCCGGAUGUUUUACCACCAGGUCCAGACAACUGCCGGCUCGUACCAAAUCCUGACCAGACUGAUGAUAACAAUGAUGGUGUUGGAGAUGUGUGCGAGUCUGACUUUGACCAGGACAAAGUGAUAGACAGGAUUGACAACUGUCCCGAGAAUGCCGAGAUUACCUUGACUGACUUCAGGGCCUAUCAGACUGUGGUGCUGGACCCCGAAGGUGACGCCCAGAUUGACCCCAACUGGGUUGUUUUGAACCAGGGAAUGGAAAUUGUUCAGACCAUGAAUAGCGAUCCAGGACUUGCUGUUGGUUACACCGCUUUCAGCGGAGUGGACUUUGAGGGGACAUUUCACGUGAAUACGGUCACAGAUGACGACUAUGCCGGCUUCAUCUUUGGCUACCAGGACUCAUCCUCUUUCUAUGUUGUGAUGUGGAAGCAGACUGAACAGACCUACUGGCAGGCAACACCCUUCAGAGCUGUGGCCGAGCCUGGCAUACAGCUUAAGGCUGUGAAGUCUAGAUCAGGCCCUGGGGAGCACUUGAGAAACUCACUGUGGCACACAGGAGACACCAACGACCAGGUGCGUCUGCUGUGGAAGGACCCAAGAAAUGUGGGCUGGAAGGAUAAGGUGUCCUACCGCUGGUACCUGCAGCACCGCCCGCAGGUUGGAUACAUCAGAGCCCGCUUUUAUGAAGGAACUGAGCUGGUUGCAGACUCCGGUGUGACCAUUGACACGACCAUGAGAGGAGGACGACUUGGCGUGUUCUGUUUCUCGCAAGAAAACAUCAUCUGGUCUAAUCUGAAAUAUCGCUGCAAUGACACCAUCCCAGAGGAUUUCCAGGAGUUCAGCACUCAGCAUGGCGUUGACUCACUCUAAAGUCAACGCAAAAAUACCACUGCAGAGCUUCGAAGAAUGCACCAGUGUGUAUGCGUACAUGUGUGUGUCUGUGUGUGUAUAUGGAUGCAUGAGUGUGUCUGUGUUUUGGUGUUUACAGCUUUUGUGCAUACAUGACCACAAUCCUUGUAUAGUGUGUGCAUAUUAUCAUGCUGUUUCCUUUCCCUUUAAUGUGCUCUCUCUCUCUCUCACUCUCUCUCUCUCUGUUUAAUGAUCAUUUUCUCAGACACCAGCUGAGCUUGUAGUGCUAAAGCUUGAAAGUUAUAAUGGAUUUUAUCAAACACACUGCAACGUGACAUGACACAAGGACAAAAGAAACACAAGAAAACAGACAUUAAGGAGUGUUUUGGAGUGUUUCAGCUGAUGCUAGAGUGGAAAAAAAACAAGCCUGUGGAAGCAAAAUGAAACUCUUGCGAAUACAGAUUACCUACAAGGUGAACCCAGGAGGAUUCAUUAACACACAUUAGCCAUGUGUGAGCCACCUCCAUUUAUGCUUCACCAUAUGUCUGUGAUGUAAAAUUGGCCUGGUAGAAAUUGUGCACAUUUGAUUUGUAUCUUUUUGUAUUUCUCUGUCAAGAUUUUGUUUUUAAAUGUAACAUCUGUUUCUUCACAGUCUCCUCAUUCAGUAAGUUACAAAUGGAUGUGACGAUAAGUCGCUGCUGGCACGGAUGGCGAUGUGCAUUUUAUGUGCAUUUGGUCUGCUACACAGUAAAAAUAAAACACUUGCUAUUAUAAUUUUAGCCAAACUUCAGUUUUUCCCUCCAGUAGGUGCUCCAUAUUCAGAAAAUUCAAGCCUGUUUUAUUUUGCCUGGGAGUGUUUACUUCCUUCUACCCUACAGUCUUGUUCUCUUCCUCUUAACCCAUUAGUCAUGGUCAAAUUAUCUGGUAAGCUAAAUCCUUACCAAAAAAAUGUAGCAUAAGAUACCAUAACGCUGUCUUCCACAUGGCCUAUCUUCCAGUAUUACAUCCAGUUUUAUUAGUUUUUUUGUUUGUUUGUCUGUUUUCCAUACUUGUAUUUUUUUAUCUUUGUGAUGUUUUUGCAUAAUAAAUCCUACAUUUUCCCAUGAAAUAAAAAGUAACGUUAUGAUAUAAUAAUUUUUUUUACUACACAGAAGUCAUAUUUGAAUGUAUUUGGAUAUGCAGUGCUUAACAAAUUUAUUUGAUCAGCUGUCAUAAAAGCAAGAAAACAAAUACUUUAGAAAUCUGUCAAAAACCUGGAGCGAAUGAGCAGAAAACAUUUCUGAUUUCAGACUCUGCCUGCUCUCACUCACUCACUCAUUCAGUUCUACACUUCUAUCAUUUAAGCCAUAAGAUCUUGAUCAUAUCAUAUAUAUGCAGUCAUGAACCCGGUUAAAAUAAAGGGCUUUAA